AUGGAGAAGCAUAUGAGGAUGAUGAACGUCACCCCAGAGGUGGCGUUCAAUGUCAGACCUUGUCAUGGACCAGUCACUCUUCAUGACGUUCUGUAUGCAGUAGUGAACGUGGGAAGGACUUUGGCCUUGGCAGAAUUAUAUGAAGACGAGGUGAAAUGCAAAUCUUCCAAGCCUGACAGAGCUACAGCUACGGCCUUUAAGACACCCCCUCAUCGGAUUUAUUCAGGUGAACAGGAAUAUGGUGGAUUACAUAUAGUUCAGCCUCCACCUGGGAAAAUUGUGAAUGAACUUUUCAAAGAGGCAAGGGAGCAUGGGGCUGUCCCUUUAAAUGAAGCCGCAAGAUCUUCAGGUGAUGACAAAACUAAGUCAUUUACAGGUGGAGGAUACAGAUUGGGCAGUUCCUUCUAUAAGCGAUCAGAAUAUGUCUAUGGAGAAAAUCAGCUGCAAGAUGUUCAGAUUUUGCUGAAGCUCUGGAGCAAUGGUUUCAGUUUAGAUGAUGGAGAAUUGAGACCUUACAAUGAUCCAACAAAUGCUCAGUUUUUGGAAUCUGUUAAGAGAGGAGAGAUUCCCCUGGAGCUUCAGCGACUGGUCCAUGGCAGCCAAGUGAACCUGGAUAUGGAGGAUCAUCAAGACCAAGAGUAUAUAAAACCCAGAUUGCGAUUCAAGGCCUUUAGUGGAGAAGGGCAGAAACUUGGAAGCCUCACGCCUGAAAUAGUCAGUACUCCUUCCUCCCCAGAAGAGGAAGAUAAAUCAAUACUUAAUGCAGCUGUUUUUAUUGAUGAUUCAAUACCCACCACAAAAAUUCAGAUCCGGUUGGCAGAUGGAAGUCGUCUGAUACAGAGGUUCAAUAGCACACACCGGGUUCUGGAUGUACGAGACUUUAUAGUACAGUCACGUCCUGAAUUCGCAACUACUGACUUUAUUCUUGUGACUUCAUUUCCAAGUAAGGAGCUAACAGAUGAGAGCCUAACAUUACAAGAAGCGGAUAUUCUUAAUACUGUGAUACUCCAACAGAUAAAAUAGUAUUGCUCCAACAUGUGAAUUAGCAUAUAGGAAUACGUAAUGUCAUGCAUAUUAGUUAAAUACUUCAGCAUAAACAACCAAAUUAUUUUUAUUACUCAGAUAAAUUUUUGUUUGGCUGCUGUUCUGUCUUCCAAUCUUUGUCGACAAAUUUAGACCAAGGAAAGAUCUUGAUGUUGGAGUUUUUAGUUGCAGGACUGGCUUACAUUAAUAGUUUGUAAGCAUCCAGGUCAACUAAUUUAUUACAUGCUCAGUGUUAAUAUAAUAACAUUUUCAAAUGAAAUGAACAGAAGCCCUCUUUGGUAAAUGCAUUUGGUAAAAUUUGCACUCAAGUUUCUUAAUGCAGCAAUGACCAGUAGCCAGUAAGGAUCUUUCUUCUGAAAAAUAUGCCAGAGUGUCUGCUCUGAAUUUGAAAUUGUUUGAUCAAUUCAUUAAGAUUUUGCAUAUACUUUUUACAUACUGUUUUGAACUGUGUUUUAGUAUCACAGAAGAUAUAUUGGCCUUGUGUUUUAUAGAAUUACAGUUGUCAUAAACUAAAUUUUAAUAGAUGUAAAAGUCAUCAGCUCUUGAAAAGACAUGAUAAACAGCACUUUAAAAUCAAGAAAUUAUAGUCCCUUCCAGAGUCUGCCUUGAUCACAUUCAUUCAUUCAUUUAACAUUUUUAUAAGGGAAUCUAUUACAUAAACACUGUUGUAGGAAUGAAACACAAACUAUAUUCUUCAGCGUAUGAACUCAGUCUGAGAGACUGGAGUAAAAAUUACCAGCAAGAUGUUUGUUUCCCUAAUCCAUGUAUUUCUUGAAUGGCCUGUGUGAUACUAGGACUAGCAGAAAGCUUGUUUCUGUCUAGGCACCAUUCUACCAAUGGUCAGCAUUUCUAUGUAAUUCUUUGUUGUGACUGAAAUAGCACAGGCUCAUUAUCUUAAAGGUACGUAGGUUGAAACUGAACAUGAGUUUCUCUGUGCUAGUAUCAAGGUGUUGGUGGGACUGCAU
Messenger RNA from Acomys russatus (golden spiny mouse), 2009 nucleotides. It is a transcript of the gene Ubxn2b, whose product is annotated as UBX domain protein 2B. Gene Ontology annotation, biological process: membrane fusion; autophagosome assembly; nuclear membrane reassembly. Gene Ontology annotation, molecular function: ubiquitin binding. The record is from RefSeq and is a predicted model, not a curated record. Gene Ontology annotation, cellular component: cytosol; nucleus. Lineage: Eukaryota; Metazoa; Chordata; Mammalia; Rodentia; Muridae. The transcript is spliced from 8 exons. Bases 1 to 1023 code for a protein of 340 amino acids.